CGUGCUACCACGCUGUUGGCUUGCGAUUGCUCGAUGGGAGAGCCACUUGAAAAUGUUUCUCACGCAAACUUACUCGCACAGAGCGCUGAGCUUGACAAGUGAACUCACACACACCUUGAUUCGCUUGCACAGCACCCGGCUUGCCAAGUAAUAUGCUAUGUUUUAGUGAGAGCACAAUUUGCUCCAUAAAGCACCGUCACGAUGGCAGCAGCGGCAGGAGCCAGCAAGACCUGGACGAUGGAGGAUACAUACCGCUUGAUCAACGGAUUUCAAAGUCAACCUGCUCUGUGGAAGAAAGAUAACAAGGAGUAUAAAAACAAACACUUCCGAGGCUUUCUACUGGAUCAACUUGCUACUGAUUUUAAUACCAACACCGAAGCAAUCAAAGAGAAAAUGCGAUCGCUUCGCACUAUUUACGGACAAAAUUUGAAGAAGUAUGCCAAGAGCGAUGCCACACCAAAAUGGGAGUUUUUCAACGCAAUGUCCUUUCUCAAAUCGGAAAUGUUGUGUGAGCAAUAUGGAAUGCUUUCAUCCGAGCUUCCAUCCCACGUUAACGAUGACAGCAACAAUUUUGCUAGUGAGGAGCAAUAUGAAGAUGUUUUACCGCAACAGGAAAUGCUUGAGCCUGUUAUUUAUCUUAAGAAAAUUCGAACGAAGAGCCCAAUACCCAGCCACAUGGAUAAUAACAGCAAUCCACCACCCUUACAAGAAUUAGACCCCGAUCGGAACAGACGUUUUGGAGAUUAUGUUACUUUGACGCUUGACAUGAUGAACGACAGAUUAGCCGAGGAAAAGGUGAAACUGGAAAUCCAACUUCUGCUGUCUCGAGCUAUUACCGAAACAGCAACUAACGCACUGGAACAAUUGGCCUCCUCAUCGCUCUACAAAGGGCAGUAUACUAAUAGCCAAUCGUCCGAUGCAGUAUUCGAGAGCAAAUGGUGUUCUGAAGAUCAUCAACUCAUUCCCAGUCAUGAUGAUAGUGAAGAACCAACGUGACUCUGAUACGAUUUAGAUUAAAUUUGAAAAUUACAAAAAAUAUGUAAACUAUUAAUAUCUAUGCCUGUAAAUAAAAUUUAAUUGAACAGAA
Armigeres subalbatus is the source of this 1087-nucleotide messenger RNA. RefSeq lists its product as uncharacterized. The record is from RefSeq and is a predicted model, not a curated record. The transcript has 3 exons. Bases 202 to 996 code for a protein of 264 amino acids. Lineage: Eukaryota; Metazoa; Arthropoda; Insecta; Diptera; Culicidae.